This is a messenger RNA of Cooperia oncophora, 550 nucleotides long. The record is from the annotation of a GenBank genome assembly. NCBI's taxonomy places the organism in Eukaryota, Metazoa, Nematoda, Chromadorea, Rhabditida, Trichostrongylidae.
AUGACACCAUCAAAUCACCUACUGAUAUUGGCGUUCGAUGCACAGAAAGCAGAAGAUGAAGAAGUGUCGCAGCUUGCUAAUAGUAGCAAAGAUGUGAAUUUCCUCAUGAAUUUCACCGAGCCUCCCUCGCAAACUGUCCCGGAUUCGUUGCUCCAGUUGAAGUUGAGCGAGUUAUUGAGGGAUGCACGACAAUUCUCCAUGUUCCGUCUGUACCUGCAAGACACUCGUGGACCAGUUCAUGAACUGAGUUUCUUAGCCGAAGCUUCUCGUAUUCACGACAGUAUGCAGCGGAAGACUGAAUCUUCGGGACAAAUAGCUUAUGACAUCUGGCAGCUUUUCGGGCAAUUUGUUCACGACAGUGCCCCAGAAAAGAUAGAAUUCGAUGAGGAAAUCGUUAGCGAGUUCAAAGCCGCAGUCGAAUGCAACAACCUUUUGCUUCUCGAUAAGAUCAUUGAAAAGUCAUACCAAGUCGUCUACCAACGGAUGCAAGCUGAUCACGUAAUCCCAUUUUGCCAAUCUGAUGCAUUUUUGGGGUAUUUAUGCGGUAGUC